UUGCGCGGGUGGAUUCCUUCUGACUUAGACUGUCGACGAAUGGCAGUGAGUCCAGUGAAGACGCCGCACUCGAUGCUGUCGCCUCGACUGAAACGUCCUUCUCGUCAUUCGGACGCUUCUCGCGACGGAAUUCGCUUCGUCAACGACGACGAUGCCGAGAAGCGUCAGCGGAAGCUGGAGAAGGCGCUACAGCUGACGACGCCGCGACACCAUGAGAGAAGAAAGUCUGGAGGACUGACGAGCGGUCUGACUCAGAAGGAAAUGUCCGAUCACUACAGCAAUUGCAUCAAACUGUCGUCUGAGAAUAAAAUUAAUGCCAAGAAUGCAUUCGGACUUCAUCUCAUCGACGUCAUGCAGAAGAUGCUGAAGGACAAGAGUUCGGUCAUCGACAUGACAAACUUUCAGGUUGCAAGCUGUACACUCGAUGCCAGUGCAAAGAUCUAUGCCGGACGAGUCGACUCUGUUCACGCGGAAGCAUUUAAGAUCCUGGGAGGCCUAGGAUCUGGACGACAGAGAGAGGACGGUGAAGAGCAGGACGGGCAAGCGAAACAGCCGGCUGCUAAACCAACGAGAAAAGUUAUGCCGUCUUCGACUGUGGAGCAGAAUGUGAAGAAUCUUAAUACGAACAACUUUGAAUUGGAGUUUGAGGUUGAUCCUCUCUUCAGGAAGGCAGCGGCUGAGUUGGAUGAAGGAGGCACGGAGUCGAUGCUGAUGCACACGUUACCAAUCAGGGAUGUGACGUGUGAGCUACUUCUUGAUUCUAAUAUUAGAUUGGACGAUCUGCAGUUGGACUGUAAUGAGUUGACGUCGUCUGUGUCUGCUGAUGCUCUUGAAAUUGCUGAAUGGAGCUCGAGGAUCGACUGGCAUUCACUUCACAUCUGCCCAUCCAUAUCCAACUUCGAGUUUGUGCAAACAUCAUCCACGCAGAACAACAACCCUGUCAUACCAAUGGCUAUCGAUCCAGACAGAACGGUUAUGGCUCCACCGGCUGUGUCAGACUAUAGCUACUUGGUUCCAAACAAUGUCGACGAGUUUGCUCAUGAUGAUGUUGAUUGUUACGGACCCGACGACGAUUUUGGAGCAAGUCAAGAGGAAGUUGGAGAUAAUGUUCAUGCUCAUGAACAUACAGUUAUGGGAAGGGUAGGAGACACAGAUGUGGCAAAGAGGGCGAGUCUCAACGGCUCGAAUGAACUCGUUUUAGCUUCGGCUCCAAGUCGCGUCGGUGCUCUCCUUCUCACGGAUGCUCUUCAACCAACGGAAUACUCGUACUUCAAUAUGGACAAGGUAUCCAUGUGGGCCGGACCAACUCACUGGAAAAUCAAGCCUCCAACAAAACAAAUUGAUGAGAACAAGAAGAGCAUGACUGAGAAGAAGAAGGGAAGACAAAGAAAGAAAGUGUUUAGCGUAGAUUUUACCACCGAUGUUGACUUCACGAAGGCAUUCAGGAAGACAAAGGCUUCUACGACGUUGUCGAAAGCUCAGCUGGCUAAACAGGAGGGCGAGUCGAAUCUCCUGCCCGACGACUGUCACUACGAGAUCGACAACUUGUUCAAGACGUUUCUCAGAGUCAACGUCGUUGUGAGAAGACAGUCGACACAGACACACAAGUUACGUGACGAACAAGUUUCGGACGACUGGUAUGACUAUAAUAAUCCAAAUGAUUCAGUCAACUAUUGCCCUGAUAUUGAGGUUGAUGGCUUCGAUAGAGACGAUUCAGACAACGGCUUCAGCCAAGACCACACAGUCAUUGCCGCAGGCGGCAAUCUCUCGUCUAACAUCCACAGUCACAGUCAUCUGAGCAACGAUCAAAGCAGUAACCCUUCACUGACCACUGCCAUAGGAGAACAAACGUGCUGGUUACAAGAAAACAUGGUUGCGAUGCCUCAAAAGGUUCAGAAGAUAAACAUCAACUUCUCCAACAAGACAAGAAAGAUGGACAUCAAACGACUGAAAAGCAGCAUGUGGAGUCUCAUCGAAGGCGACACAAUGACACAAGAGAAGGAGAACCAACCGGCAAACAGAGACGACAGAGGCAACGACGUUUCUGAACCGAAACGUCAUUGCACGUCGUUGAGCGAAAUAUACAAACAACUUCCGGGUCAAAUAUCAACAUCAAUGGCCGAUAAUCUCACCGUCCACAUCUCGCUUAUUUGCCUCCUGCACUUAGCGAACGAGCAGGGGUUACACUUGAAGGGCAGUGAGAAGAUGAACGAUGUGACAGUCGUACAGACGAUGACAGCCGAGGAGUGACUUGACUGGAGUCUCUCCGAGGGAACAAACCCAAACGAUUGCGUUUCAGUUCUAGUUUUAUUUUAGCUCUGUACGACACGUUUUUCUAUUAUUUAGUCGGCAUCAGUGGUUUUAGUUCGAUCAUCGUUCGUGCAGCUUUUAGAUGAGUGUUGAUGGGAUGCAGUGGGAAGACGGUUCGUCGUGUGUCGGAUGAAAUGAGAUGUUGUAUGGGAAUGCCUGCGA
Messenger RNA from Corticium candelabrum, 2472 nucleotides. Its product is annotated as condensin complex subunit 2-like. Gene Ontology annotation, biological process: mitotic chromosome condensation. Gene Ontology annotation, molecular function: chromatin binding. The transcript is spliced from 14 exons. Gene Ontology annotation, cellular component: condensin complex. The record is from RefSeq and is a predicted model, not a curated record. Bases 40 to 2250 code for a protein of 736 amino acids. NCBI's taxonomy places the organism in Eukaryota, Metazoa, Porifera, Homoscleromorpha, Homosclerophorida, Plakinidae.